Thermochaetoides thermophila DSM 1495 is the source of this 1128-nucleotide messenger RNA. RefSeq lists its product as uncharacterized. The record is from RefSeq and is a predicted model, not a curated record. The coding region runs from base 1 to 1128 and encodes 375 amino acids. The transcript has a single exon. Lineage: Eukaryota; Fungi; Ascomycota; Sordariomycetes; Sordariales; Chaetomiaceae.
AUGGAUGACGCCGCCCGGAUCGUCUCGGAGCUGCACAACAAGCUGGCCGAGCUAGACGGCAAGGUCGCCGCUUACCAGCGUGAUAUGCUGGCCGAGUUCCAUCGCCAUGUAGCCGAUUGCCUCAAGAAUUGUCCGCCCGAUGUCUCGACUGAGGUCACCCGAGCCAUCAACGAUUCCAUAUCUGCUGGCCGCUAUCCAUACCUCAGCCCUCCGAAGAAGGAUAAUCAAGAGGAACAAAGGGAUGAGGAUGUCAGCGAAGAACGCAAGCCACGUGACGGCAGGAAGUCUCCCCCUCUUGUGCUCCGACAUGUAUCGGGCGCCCCCAAGACUGGCGCGGAAGUAGAGGCAGAGCUUGAGCCUGAGGGCCUACGGAGCCCCCAUGCACGCGAGAGGGAGUUCCAUGGCCUAUUUACCCCAUUUUAUUUGCCACUGCUGGAGGGCAGCGACCGCCACGACGAAGGGAACAUCUUGUCUGCAUCCCCUCCCGACACUCAUUCGCUUCCCCUAGUCGUUGCCGGGAAGAAGCAAGGAGAUGAGGAAUCUGAGGGGAAGAAGUCUGUUUCCGAUGCCACUCCAAGUGAUAGCGACGUCAGCAGCCGGCCUGAACCCGAAAGGAGGAACACGGAUCGCUCGGUUUCUUCGAUUAGUUCUUUUGGGAGUGCCAGUGAGCCGAAGCCGGUGCCCAUGACUCCAAGGAGUGCCCUUCGUCGGUCUUCCGGCAGCUCCAUCAAGAACAGCCCGCGCCGUGUGCGGUUUACGGUUGAGGGAGAGGAAGUGUUUCCAAGUGAUGGGCCUAAGCCCCCGUCGGCUUCAGUGUCACCAAUACUGACGCCAGGAAGCAUGACGCCAACCAGCGAGCCUGCCCCUGCGUCGGCUGCUGUGCAACUUCCCGAGGCGAAGCAGGUAAAGGAGAAGGAGGAGAAGAAGGAGGAGAAGAAGGAGGAGAAGAAGGAGGAGAAGAAGGAGGAGAAGAAGGAGGAGAAGAAGGAGGAGAAGAAGGAGGAGAAGAAGGAGGAGAAGAAGGAGGAGGAGAAGGAGGAAAGGGAGAGGAGAAGAAGGAGGGGAGAAAGAGGGGGAGAAGGAGGAAAAGAAAAAGGAAACCAAGGAGCAGGCCAAGGAGGGAGCUAA